AUGAGGCUUCUAGCAGUGACUGCGGUGGUAUCUACUGGCCUCGCUUCGGCCUAUGAUGUGCCAGAGAAUCUUCAGCAGAUCUACAACAACCACAAGGCUGGAAAAUGCUACAACAAGCUUGCGGGCGGCUUCACAGACGGCAUAGGUGGCUCCACCACCUUUGCAUACUGCGGGGAUAUCGACGGCGCCAUCUUUCUUCACAGCUUGGGCAAUGGUGGACAAUACGAUAACAUGGAUGUGGACUGCGAUGGAGCCAACAAUACCGGUGGAGAUUGUGCCAAUGACCCGUCCGGACAGAGUCAGACUGCAUUCAUGGACUCGCUCCCUCAGUACGGGAUCAAUGACUUGGAUGCAAAUGUGCAUCCAUACGUCGUGUUUGGAAAUGCUGGCUUUGAUCCGCAAUCCUUCGGCAUGGAGCCGCUCAGUGUGAUGGCAGUAGUUUGCAAUAAUCAGCUGUUUUACGGCGUUUGGGGCGAUACCAACGGAUACGAUUCCACCGGUGAAGCCUCGAUUGCACUCGCUCAAAUGUGUUUCCCCAACGAUGGUCUCACUGGGGACAACGGCCACGGACCCGAUGACGUGCUCUACAUUGGGUUUACCGGUCAAGACGCUGUUCCAGGAGGUAGUGCAGAUUGGCAAGCUGGAGAUCGCUGGAGUUUUGAGGCCAGUAUCAAGGAUCUCGGUGACCGACUUGUAGCUGGUCUCCAGGUUUGA
Molecule: messenger RNA, 714 nt
Organism: Penicillium oxalicum
Lineage: Eukaryota; Fungi; Ascomycota; Eurotiomycetes; Eurotiales; Aspergillaceae
Product: glycoside hydrolase family 75 protein
Exons: 3
Coding region: 1-714 (237 amino acids)
Molecular function (GO): chitosanase activity
Source: RefSeq, a predicted model, not a curated record